AUGACCUGGGGAAAUCACUCAAUGUUGAUGGAAUUUGUGUUCCUGGCCUAUCCGUCUCCCCCAGAGCUCCAGGUCUUGUUUUUCCUUGGAGUCAGCCUGGUUUAUAUCUUGAUCAUCGGUGGGAAUGUCUUCAUUGUGGUGGCCAUCCAUACAGAAGCACGCCUGCACACAGCCAUGUACUACUUCCUGGGCAGUCUCUCGGGAAUAGAACUAUGCUACACUGCUGUGGUGGUGCCCCACAUCCUGACCAACGUCCUCCAGUCAGAGAAGACCAUCACCCUCCUGGGCUGUGCCACUCAGAUGAUCUUCUUCAUUGGGCUUGGUAGCGCUGACUGCUUCCUCUUGGCUGCCAUGGCCUAUGACCGGUAUGUUGCUAUUUGCUCCCCCUUGCAGUACCCGCUCACUGUGACUUUAACUCUCUGUGUCCAUUUGGUCGUGGCCUCUGUGGUCAUUGGCUUGUUCCUGUCCAUACAACUGGUGGCCUUCAUCUUCUCGUUGCCAUUCUGCCGGGCGCGGACUAUCGAGCACUUCUUUUGCGAUGUGCCACCGGUGAUGCGUCUUGUUUGCACCAACAGCCACAUCCAUGAGCGGGCAGUGCUGGUGGCGGCCACAUUGGCCAUUGCCAUGCCUUUCUUCUUCAUCGCCACCUCCUACGCCUUCAUUGUGGCUGCUGUGCUCAAGAUCCACUCGGCAGCUGGCCGCCACCGGGCCUUCUCCACCUGCUCCUCCCACCUCUCCGUGGUCCUGCUGCAGUAUGGCUGUUGUGCCUUCAUGUACCUGCGCCCCAACUCCAGCUACUACCCCAAGCAAGAUCAAUUCAUUUCACUGGUGUACACAUUGGGAACCCCACUGCUCAACCCACUUAUCUACACCCUGAGGAACCGUGAAAUGAAGGGGACCCUGGGGAGAGUUCUUGCCAGGAAUUGCCUCUCCCAGAACAACUAG
This is a messenger RNA of Lynx canadensis (Canada lynx), 945 nucleotides long. RefSeq names its product olfactory receptor 10W1. Bases 1 to 945 code for a protein of 314 amino acids. The transcript has a single exon. Gene Ontology annotation, biological process: G protein-coupled receptor signaling pathway. Lineage: Eukaryota; Metazoa; Chordata; Mammalia; Carnivora; Felidae. Gene Ontology annotation, cellular component: membrane. The record is from RefSeq and is a predicted model, not a curated record. Gene Ontology annotation, molecular function: olfactory receptor activity; G protein-coupled receptor activity.